GCAACAGUGACCAGAGAGCUAUCUCUUUGGUCCUUGAAUUUAGGAGUCCUAAUCACAGUACUGUAACGCUUCCGUCUCUGAUUUUGACCACAGACAUGUAACGUUUAGUAUCGUAAGUUUAGCAGUGCGAUAAAUCGCGGAUAGACGGCUGCAUUAUGGCAUCCCCACCUACAAAUGAAGUCCGUGUCGUUAGCCCUGGUGAGCCUGGGACAUCGGGGGAAUAUCCAGGGCCCCGACCACCUAGUCGAUCACAUUGUCCAGUACCAACUGUAGCUUCCCCGGGAUCUCUAAUGGUGGAGUCUGUGGACGAUGCGGAGGGGCUUUACGUCGCAGUUGAAAGGUGCCCCCUUUGUAACACUGCACGACGCAGACUAACUUGUGCCCGAUGUAUUCAGACUGGCGAUUUCGUAUAUUUCGAUGGACGGAACCCCGAACGAUACACAGAAAAAUUGGAAAGACUUCAAAAGCUGAAAAAUGAAAAGGAGAGUCUUCAGCAAAGAGUCAUCAAAGCUAUGGAUAAGAAAGUCAAGGCAGAUCAACUUAAGUGGAAGAUCAUGUCUUGCAAGAUGAAGAUUGAGCAGUUGAAAGAAGCCAUUUGCAGCGGAAAUGAAGAAGUGAAGUCUGGCCAGGACCUUCUGUUACGUACUCAAGAGGAGAGCCAGCGUCUGCAGCGACGCGCCAUCCGUCACCAGGACAAAAGGGACAAGAUAGAACGCCACAACCGUCGCCUCGGCGAACUUCUAGAGAAGAGGGGGAAGGAGCUCCAGGGGCGUCUGGAGGCCCUGGCAGAGGUGCGACGAGGUCAUAUACUGGAGCUCACCACCCACAUCUUCCCCAUGCAGGAGGAGAAACAGGGCAGCAGGGAUCCAGUGGACUCAGUAGAAUGUGAACUGGCUCUGACUUCCAGUACGGUCAACGAGUUAGCCGAAGCCCGACGGACCACCUACCUGUCUGGCCGCUGGAUCUGGGACGACCAGAACGGAGAGACCAGCAUUAGCAUCACUGGCCCUCAUGUUACACUACCCAGCAAUGGAGACUGCUCAGCCUAUUACAGCUGGGUAGAAGAGAAGAGCACCAAUCAGGAGCCAGAGCUGGAUCACAUAAACCCUGCUCACACCAUCAGUGCUGCCCUCUGCUAUGCCACUCAACUAGUCAAUAUCCUUUCUCAUAUUUUGGAUGUCAACCUGCCCAAAAAGUUAUGCAACAGCGAGUUCUGUGGCGAUAACCUCAGUCGGUACAGGUUCACCCGCGCUGUCAACAAACUCAACACAAACAUCCUCCAUCUCUGUUUCUCCCAGCAUGUGGACAGUGAGUUAUUACAUCCUCAUCAUACCCUGAGGAACAUCAUGUUUCUGGUCUCCCCAGACAACAAGAACAUUGGCAGAACCGGGCCUUUCGAGGUCAGCGCAGACCUGGAGGACUCCAUGGAGUUUGUGGAGCCGGAGGCGGCGGGCCCGGCGGAGGAGAGCGGAGACGAGGCCGUGACUGACGAAGAGACGGACCUGGGAACGGACUGGGAGACGGUGCCCAGCCCGCGUUUCUGCGACAUCCCGUCUCAGCCGAUGGAUCUGUCCCAGAGCACAGCGAUGCAGGCCUCCCAGCCCUCGGCCAACGCCGGGGGGAUGAUCUCCUCAGCCGCGGCCUCCGUCACCUCCUGGUUCCGUGCCUACACCGGUCAGCGCUGAGCAGCCUGCUCAGAAUGGUGUGAAAAUGGUUAACGUAGAGAAUUGUCAAACCCAACUCCCUGAGGGUGACUGAGGGGGGGAGUGAUUGUCAAAGCAGGAUUUCUCUUGCCAGAGUCCUGCUAAGGGAUGGAAAUGCACCUUUUGUUCACCAGCUUUUCAAUAUAUCUUACCGUUCGUAGUACUGUUCCCACUAUGGUCUGAGAGGGUGGAGCAGAUUAUCCGUGUGAGUAUGCGCAUGUAAAUGCGUAAUUCAUAUUUUUAUUGAAUUAAAAGUGUUUUUACGUUACAGAGGAAGUCAUGGAGUUGAGGGGGAAAUGCUUCACCGGUAUAAUUUUUGGCACUCAUUUUAAACCUUUAUAAGCUCUUUCGACCAGCAACCACUACUGAUUAAAGCGGUGGAUUAAUGUCUAAAACAGGAAGAAUCAGCUUCACCAGUUCUUAUAUGAGGGUUUUUCAAGAAAGCGGAGAAACAAGUGCAUGUUAUGUUUAUGUUUUGUUUUACCAGUAUCAGUGGUAAGGACAUCAUGUAUGAAUUGUGAGUUUACAGACUGAGAAGUAUGAUCAAUUUAAAAUUAUGCAUAUUGAUCUAUAAAUGUCACAUCAAGCAAUAGGUUUUUUUUUUGUGUGUGUGUGUGAAUGAGUGUGAUGUUACUGCGCUGAACACCACUGUAAAAUGCCUAGUAGUCAUUAAGGGUGACAAAAAUCCCAGUAUUUAGUAUUCAAAGGGUUACAGGAUUUGGGAAUUUCUUGGAAAUCAUUAAGAAAAUUGAAAAAGUAAAAAA
Chanos chanos (milkfish) is the source of this 2467-nucleotide messenger RNA. It is a transcript of the gene atg14, whose product is annotated as autophagy related 14. Gene Ontology annotation, cellular component: autophagosome; extrinsic component of omegasome membrane; phosphatidylinositol 3-kinase complex, class III. Bases 156 to 1685 code for a protein of 509 amino acids. The transcript has 11 exons. Gene Ontology annotation, molecular function: protein-membrane adaptor activity; phosphatidylinositol 3-kinase regulator activity. NCBI's taxonomy places the organism in Eukaryota, Metazoa, Chordata, Actinopteri, Gonorynchiformes, Chanidae. Gene Ontology annotation, biological process: cellular response to starvation; mitophagy; autophagosome assembly. The record is from RefSeq and is a predicted model, not a curated record.